Messenger RNA from Aureobasidium pullulans EXF-150, 651 nucleotides. RefSeq lists its product as uncharacterized. The coding region runs from base 77 to 601 and encodes 174 amino acids. Lineage: Eukaryota; Fungi; Ascomycota; Dothideomycetes; Dothideales; Saccotheciaceae. The transcript has a single exon. The record is from RefSeq and is a predicted model, not a curated record.
UAGAAGUUGAAAAAGGAAGAGGUUCAAUUAUAUAUACUAUGAGUAGACAGGAGGGCGAACACAAGGGAAUCAUGCAAUGAAGAGAGAAAGGAGAAAAAAAGAGCAGAGAAUCGAAAGGAAAGGAGGCCUGGGAAGAUGUCGAGAGUGUGGAAACCAGGAGAAGAAGAAAAGUAGACAUCCCAAGACCCUCCGUCUUCCUUUGCUCCCGCAAGUUGUAUCUAGGACGCCGCUUUGCCCAGAAGAUUUGGAAAGAAGAAAAAAGAAGUCUGUUUCCCCCAAGAAAAGGAAGAGAGAAACAUAUACGCGCAAAAAGGAAAACAACCAGAAGCAGGCCGCCCACUGUUUUUCUCCCAGCUAUAAAACAACCCAUCAAUUGUCGCCUUUCGAGAUUAGAUCGAUCCAGAGACUGCGAACCGACUUUUUUGUUUUUUGUGUGUGGUGUGUAGAUGCCGGCAGCCGUCAAAACAACACGGCUAGCAAAUUAAGACAGUUGACGUUUUGGAUUUCUCAGAUGCGAAAUGCGAUUGGCUGGAUACCGAAAAGAGAUCCGAGACAUGAGUUAAGACUGUUGAUUCUUAAACUCUGGCCAGAGGGGGAAUGAACGAGGAUAAAUGCAUCUUUUGGUUUGUCGGUAGUUCGAUCCGCUUAGAU